Molecule: messenger RNA, 689 nt
Organism: Cornus florida
Lineage: Eukaryota; Viridiplantae; Streptophyta; Magnoliopsida; Cornales; Cornaceae
Product: B3 domain-containing protein Os06g0194400-like
Exons: 6
Coding region: 1-666 (221 amino acids)
Molecular function (GO): DNA binding
Source: RefSeq, a predicted model, not a curated record
AUGGUGGUUGCUAAGGUCACAUAUGAAGAGUUGCGUCGUCAAAUAAUGGAGGAGAAAAAGAAAAGGUUCGAAGAGUUCCAUCUUCCCCAGCUCUCUUCAGCUCUCAAGAACUCUUCUCCUAAACCCUCUCCGAUGAAGCAGUCGAAACCUCGCACAAUUCGAAAAGAAGUUGCAGUGAUGGUAAGAAGGUCGAAUCGUGUCGCAAAUAAGCCUGCCCCUGAUUACAAAGAAGCCGCCACUUUUGAGCGUUUCGAGUAUCGUGGAAGAGAAGUGGACCACGGAGGAGGGACUUGUCGAAUCGGGUAUAUGCUUCUGAUGCAGCUAGAAGAGCUGGAAUCGAGUCUAGGAGACAAUUAUCCUACCCUUUUGAAGCCAAUGCUACCUUCACAUGUCACGGGUGGGUUCUGGCUGGGCAUUCCAGUUUAUUUCUGUAAGAAAUACCUUCCAAGGCGCGAUGAAACUGUUACAUUGGUAGAUGAAGAGGGAGAAGAGUACCCAGUAGUCUACUUGGCCCGGAAAACAGGACUUGGUGGUGGAUGGAAAGGUUUUGCGGUUGAUCAUGAGCUGGUGGAUGGGGAUGCAGUGGUGUUUCAAUUAAUUCGGCCUACUGUACUUAAGGUGUACAUUGUAAGGGCGAACAGUUCUGAAGAAGGUAACGGCGUCUAACCCUCCGAUUUUUAGCUAUUGGG